AGUUUCUCACACUGAAUUUACAAAAUACAAAACAUUGUGCUGACUUGUGAUAUUUAAAAUAUAACAGCUCAGGUUUUCCAACAGAAAUAUUGGUUAUUAAGGAGCUUUAACUUAAUUGGAUAUUUUAAUUUUAAGGUGUCCAUCAUGGAUCAAUUACCUCCAGUGAUAUAUUUGCUAUCCGGAAUACACCUCCAAAAUAAUGAUGCUGGAGGUGUGCAGAUACAGUGAGACGUCCAGCGUGACCAGUAGCUGCGACGACAUGAUGAAGCAUUCUGCUCCAAACAUCGAGGUCUUUGAGUUCAACCUUGGCCAGGCCUCACAGCUUAGGUGUAACAACACUGAGAAGACCACGACUUGCAGUGAAUGCGAAACAUGCAAGCUGAAUGUAAAGCUAAGAGAAAUCAAACAGUGGUUUCCACGACUUGGCGACCACUCCAAGAAGCGUUUCAUGCUAGGACUCAUGCAGAGGACUCACAGUCCAGAACUGCUGAAUCAGGUGGUCAAACUGCUUCAGCCUGUGCUGUAUAAAGACUUCACAUAUUCACGUAGCCGAACGAACCCUAGCCUGGAGACGGACACACCCACCCUAAGCUCAGAUAGAGCAAUGUCAGCAAAAGACGUGAAUAAUUUUAUUAUCUCCACUUGGCAGUGGUAUGGGGACCAGAACUACUGGAGCAAGUCUAACUUUGCGCUAGUUGUACUGCAGAUGUGUGAUGCCCAUCUUCUCCACACGGUGGGGGUGCAGGCCCGCACACUGCUCAGCUCGGAGAUCAAGGCUGCCGAGGAGUUUGGAGACACUGCCUACACAGAGCGGGGAUCCAUUGCUUCCAGCACCUUCACAUUCAACACAGCGGAGCACCCAGAGCUAGAUCUUCUCCUCUCUACAAACUCCAACCAGGAGCAGAUCAACCCCUUUACAGGGGCCCCAUUCCCUGGCUUCUCCUUGAACGGAGUCAUUGAAAAUGAUGCGGGUGAUGAGGAAUACACAGAUUUCGGGAGUGAAUCUCUGGACCCUGCUUACAUGGUCAUACCAACGUCAGCCAAGGCUUACUCGGGUGUGGCCAAGCACUGUGACCUGAUUCGUAUGCUGCCAGUGCACAUCUCAAAGCAGAUUCUGAGCAUGCUGGACAAGACAUCGCUGAUGAACGCCCUCCUUGUGAGCUCUUACUGGCGAUCCCUGAUUGAGGAGGUACACAAGGAUGCCACUGUCAACCAGCAGCUCUGGGAGGAAGUCAUGCUAAUGCAGGGUGCCUCUGCUCAUGGCUCAAACCCUGUGUAUGCGAAGGACAUUGACAUUCUUGUGCCCAACAUCGACCACAGGACGGGUCAUGUGAUACGUACAGAGGAGGCCGUGAUCAAAACAACAUUCAAAAGCGAGAUGAACUUUGAUACGGCAUACAGCGGGUUGUCUGUCCGAAAAGUGAUAAUGGAAGAGAGGAAUGUGUACUGCGGUCCAUACAACGUCAUGGUGCUCUGCGAUAGUGAGGACCCACACAGAGUUGUUCAUACAGAUGGAGGAAAGCUUAUUGCAGUGGGCUCAAAAGACAGAAAGGUACGUUUUGUUGACAUGGUAUCAGGACGUGAACACAAGCGCAUGUCGAAGGGUGAGCCCGGGGCUGACGGGGAGCUCCCGGUCAUUACGGGCCAUGCGGGCUCCAUACGCUGUGUCUGCAUCAUGGAGAAGCAAGGCCUCGUUCUCAGUGGCAGCUAUGAUACUAGCAUUAGGAUGUGGAGCGUGAACACAGGCCACUGUCUGAAGAUAUUCAGGGGCCACAGGGACACUGUGCUGGUUAUCAGGGUCCUAGGGAACAUUCUCAUCUCAGGGUCCAAGGACAAGUCCUGCAAAAUUUGGAACAUGAGCACUGGCAAGUGUCAGAGGUCUUUCCGACACCGGCAUCCAGUGUCUGCUGUGGCAAUGUCCACUGAGACAGUGAUCACAGGCUGUGAAGGGGGCAAAAUUAAAGUGUGGGAUCUCAGAACAGGCAAUCUCAUUAAGGUUUUAAUUGGCCACCAUGAAGGGGUCACAGGUAUACAAUUUGACCGUUACCACAUCGUGUCGGUGGGUAAGGACAAGUAUGCCCUGGUGUGGAGCGCUAUCGGAGAUCACAACAGGUGUCUGACAGCCCUGCGACAUCCCAAGGAGGUGCUGUGCGUAGAGUUCAUGUAUCUACGGUGCAUCACUGGAUCAGCAGAUGGUCGUAUACGGAUCUGGAACAUUAUCAAUGGAAACUGCUGUCGUAUCAUGCGUGGAAACAGCCGCUCAGACCCCAUUUUGCACAUCGUUGCUAUUGACAACAGGAUAACUAUCAACACGGCGGUGAACAUGCUGGUGCUGAAUUUCGAGGAGGUGGAGUGGGACUACAACCUGGAGGAUGACAAGGUGCCCCCACUCGUACAGUACUCCUCAUACGCCGAGGCUCCCGUGAGGCAGCAGCCAUACCCGUACAUCAGAGCUCAAAGAAUGAAGAAAGCUGGAGCAACCAACACCAAGCUCCUUCACAAGGAUGAGUUCACAGAGGCCCAAGGCAAAUUGCCAAUCCCGCAGACUUUGUACCGUGCUACCCAGCUGCCCCAUAGUGCUAAAACCCUCUCUGCCAAGAGCCUUGAGAGUGCCAAGAUGAUUCAGUCUGUACCCACUGAGAGCCAUGCUUCUUCGUACAGAGAAGUUCGCGAGCAAAGGAGCGCAGGAACCUAUGUUGACCAGGUCACAAGCUCAGGUCCUAGGGUUCAGACACAGUCCUCACAUUCAAAGCCCCCGUUGCCGAGUUCAUCCAAGUCCCGACCACUCACCUCCAAGUCUGGACAGUCUGGUUACUCAGUCACAAUCAUGGAUGACGCAGUUGCUGAGCAAGAACUUGAUGAACAUGAGUGGCGGGAACCCUAUAGGCUUCAGCGAAGAAUUUCUUGGGCCUUUGAACAUCCUUUGAUGCCAAAAUCCAAGGAAAUCUCAUUGUCAGAAACCAAGGCUUUGCUGAGGUCACAAAUGAGGAUGAAAUCUGAAAGUAUUGUUCCCCCUGACUUUAUUUACCUUACUGUUAAUGCUAUUCAAAACUCGAUGAAACCCAGUGAUGUGAGUACUAACACCUCACAGAACAUGAUGGACUCAAGAAAGACUCGUAUGAUGGACACAAGAUUACGUCAGAAUAGACCCUCGUCUUCUCCAAGUAAAAUAGAUCCUAGGACUAGAGUUCCAGUAGAGCAGCUUGACCUUUCACAGUUUAGAGAAAAACAACCAGAGCCAGAAACAAUGUCGGAAGUUUCUGAGGUUAGAUCAGUGAAAUCUGCAAAAUCAAAAGAAGAAAUUCCUCAGACAACUGACCGUGAAGUUUUUGCAACAAAGUGUCUAGUUAAGCCUGUUAAAUCAACACCUAAACUAAGUGUUCAUCCAAAGCGUAUAAGGACCACUCUACCGAAAGGCAGAGUCAUACGCCCAAUAUCUGCGUCGGUUACGCGCUUGGAACCACCAGAACCCGACAGUAAACCUGUCAGACCUAUCACAGCACCACAAAUGCGAGGGAGACCAGAUACCGCGUCCUCCAUACCUUCACAAAUUGCUGCUUCUAUGCCUGGUGUUCAACCACAUCGCAAGAAGGCCCCAAAUGUAACUACUACAGGGUUUGAGCCUAAUAUUGUCCCCAUGUUGAUGUAUCCACCUGACAUGAAGGAGAAACUUACAUCAAUGUUGAAGGAGAAACGACAGCAGCGCCACGAUGAUUUGAUUGAAUCUGCCAGCGAAAUAGGAAUAGGAAAAGUAAGUCAGUACAAUGACCCCAUGAGGUCACACGUGAAGUUUGAACUUCGCACACAUGUCCAAGAACAGGAAUUCAUCACCAGGACUGAACAGUUGCACCAUGAGCGGCAGAAGAGGGAUGAAGUACUGAUGGAGAGAAAGAAGAGACUUUUGUGGACUGCAAAGGCCACUGGCAGGAAUGUAUGGUCUUCACCUAGCUCUAGUGAUCUGAACAGCAAGUGAGUUAGUAUGUAAUUAGAUAUGAGCCUAUCUCUGGGUAAACAGGGCAUAAUCUUUUUGCGUAAAGUGUUGUCCCAAAUUAGCUGUGCAAUCUGCUUUUAUGGAAUUUUUUGUUGAAACAAAAAUCCUGUCAAUGCGGAAAGUGUAGUCCAGUCUGCACAGGCUAAUCUAGGAGGAGACUUUACGCUCAUGUAUUUAGCCUGGUUUUCCUCAAGUGCUACUGAUAUUUUACUUGUAUUUCUGAAACAAGGGUAUUAACCUUAUGACAUAUCCAUGGUAGAGUGUUGUGCAUUUGUGUCCCCUGAGCAUUUAAGAUUGAAAAUGUAAGAAAUUGUUUGCAGCUUCUUUAUUUGGUGUUAUGGUUGCCUGACUAUGUACAAUCAAAAAGUUUAAUUUAUGCAUGUUGAACAUACACUUGUUUUGUUUUUCAAUUUAAUUAUUUUUAAAUUAUUCUGAUUCUUUAAUUGUUAUUUAUAAUGUUUUGUUUAUUUAUUCGAUUUUAUAUUUUAAAAAAAAGAUUUUUUUUUGAUAAAGAUGGCAAUUCUAAUUUUUAUGAAUGUAUUAUAAUGGUAGUAAAACUGAUAUUCAAAUGAAUAGCUGUGUCAAUGGCUUUCGAUCAAUAUAUAUUUUUUAUACACUUUUAUUUUGGCUGGAUGUGGAAUUGAACACCCUUAAAAGGCAGGCGGAUGUAUGGAUGGGCGGUUAAGCGUGUCGCUUUCUGCUCUCUUAAGUUGUACAGUUUUCAUGGAAUCUUUACAAAACUGGAAAUGUUUGGUUUGAUAACCAAUUUGCAGGAGAAUGUUUGUAAUUGUCUUUUUUUUAAUCCCCAAAAUGCAACAUUCGCAGUUUCUGCUCCAUUACUUGUGUAGUUUUUAUCAAAUCCUCACUAAACUUUCUGCACAUGUUUGUUGAUAUUUACAUGUUACCGAGGUCUGGUUUUAUAAACAUUUUUGUUGAGAGUUAUUGUAAUUUGUUUCUACAAAAAUAUUUUAUACAAAUAAAAUGAAAAUGUGCAGUUAAAGCUCUAGAAACUCAUUUACUUUUUAACAAAUGUUCACCAAAUUUUCCAGAUAUGUAUGUUCCCAUUUAAUGAAAAAGCGAACUUGAUAACCAGCCAAACAAAAUUGGCAUCCCAUGGAAAACAUUUUUUACAAUGUUAGUAUAUUUCUAUCCUCGUCCUUGUUGUUUCAGAUGUAAUCAAACAGUUUAUGCCUUUAUAAUACUGAAUGCAAGGUAUUAUUUAUAAACUGCUGUUGACUUCAUGUGCCUUUAUCAUACUUUGAUAUGUUCAUUACAUGCACAAUUAAUGUAAAGUAUUAAAAAAAUAUGACAUUGUUUUUAAGCCAAAUAUUUUAAACUUGUUAACCUGUUCACCAGUAUUUAUUCUUCAUUUUGUGCUUUGUUAUACAAAUACUUUUAUCUUGAUAGCUCUGUUCAUGUUAUGUGUUACCGUUAAUGUUUGAAAUUGUUAGUGCUGAUUUACUUACAAAAAGUCAAUUCAGAUGCCACAGAUGUAUUUUAUAUUUUCCUUUUGUUAAAAAAGCACUGAGAUGAAAUUAAAUGAACCACCUUUUGGAAAAAUGGGACUUAAUAAUGCAUGUGCGUAAUAAAACUUUCUUGACCUGUCUGUGCAGACUACACAGGCUUAUAUGAGACAACAUUCUACACACAUGCAUUGAAACCCAUUUUCACAACGGAGGCUCAAGUGAAUGCCUGAGUUAUCUUUGUUUUCUACUGCUACUGUGUGCACAUGUUGUGUUUAGUCUGUUUCAUACUGCCAAAUAUGUUAAAUUAGUUGAAGUGUUGAUUGCUUAAACUUUCUUUGGAUAUUUCCUUAUGUUCCAUUUUCUGGUUUGAUGUCUGUUGUAUGGAUGUGAUAAUCAUCACAAAAUGGAAAACUUGUAUGAUAUGAUGCAGAUAUAUGAAACUGUUGGGCUCCAGUGUAAUGUGUUCUGUUUUGGUGAUUAAAAAACCUUUUUGAUUUUGAUACAGUUUGGCAGUUUAACAAAAGUAAUAUUGAAAUCAAUAAAUGGGGAUCUUUUGACAAAAAUUGACAAUUAUAUGAGGAACUUGUGAUUACAUAUGAGUUACCAAUUCCAUGAGUAAUAAGGAUUGUUUAAUUUGUUAUAUCACCGUAAGCCACUGAAUGUAUACAUUUAAAAUAAAGUCUUCACAAUUGAGACUUUGAAACCACUUUAUUUGUAAAUGACUUAAGUCUGCAGUAGUAAGUAGUACAUAUAUACUUGGACUAUUUUGUAUUAUGUUUUGGUAUGAAAGGAUUUUUACUUAAGAAUUAUGGUACAUUAAAAGAUGUGUGUUUUGUACCUGUACUUGUACUUUUAUAGGUAUAAUCUCUGACAGGAAUUGGACUGCAGUCUUAUGAUUUUGAAAGGUGAUUUAUGUUCUUUUUUGGUAUUAAAAAUGUGUAUUGUUUCUAAUUGUUUUGUCAUGUAUGAUAUGUUGUUUUAUUCUUAAAGUAAUUUUUUAUUUACACAAAAUGUUGCUUGAUUCAUGAACUUCUGUGAUACAUUAUUUUGAUUAAAAUAAGUGAAAGAA
Dreissena polymorpha is the source of this 6526-nucleotide messenger RNA. Its product is annotated as F-box and WD repeat domain containing protein 10B-like. Lineage: Eukaryota; Metazoa; Mollusca; Bivalvia; Myida; Dreissenidae. The record is from RefSeq and is a predicted model, not a curated record. The transcript has 12 exons. Gene Ontology annotation, molecular function: protein binding. Bases 200 to 3973 code for a protein of 1257 amino acids.